This is a messenger RNA of Hydatigera taeniaeformis, 2220 nucleotides long. The record is from the annotation of a GenBank genome assembly. Lineage: Eukaryota; Metazoa; Platyhelminthes; Cestoda; Cyclophyllidea; Taeniidae.
AUGGGUCACCUUCGUGUAUAUGUCGUGGGUGAUGUUCUUGCAAGGUAUUAUCAGCUUCUCGGAAAUCAAGUUAUAUUUCCUAUGGGAUGGGAUGCUUUUGGUCUUCCUGCCGAGAAUGCUGCGAUUGAUCGUGGUGUCCUACCAGAGGAAUGGACUCGCAAAAACAUCCAGAAUAUGCGUAAACAACUUAAGAAUGAUAUGAAGUUGUCGUUUGAUUGGACACGUGAAAUUGCUACAUGCAAUCCAGACUAUUAUCGGUGGACUCAGUGGCUGUUUAUAAAACUCUUCAAAGCUGGCCUGGCGUAUAGGCGGUUGGGCGAAGUGAACUGGGAUCCCGUUGACAAAACUGUUCUUGCAAACGAACUUGUCGAUGCUGAGGGUAGAUCUUGGCGUUCUGGAGCGUUAUCACUGAAAGAUGGCCUUGGAGAGAUUAAGGGUCAGCAGUGGCGUGACGUUAUUCAAAUGCAAGAGGGUUGGAUUGGCCCAAACGAUGGCUUCGUUGUGGAGUUCGACCUAGAUUUCCAUUCCACCGAUAAGGAUCUUCAAGGGGAACGUCUAGCAGUUUUCACGAAACAGCCCGGUCUUGUAGCUGCUGGUGCCAUUAGCUUCGUUGCCGUGGGGCCUCAGAGCAUAUUUUGGAAUGAACGAUUCCGAUUCCCGCAAAACAAAUGUGGAGCUAAUGGGUCUCGAAAACUAGUUGUCACAAGUAUGGGCUCAUUCCUGGGCAAACUCUCUGUGGAGCCCGCCGCAUCAUGUAAUCCUUGGCCAGAGAGGCUCAACAUUAGCGCUAAACAUUUCCUCACAACCACCUCCAUCCCGCUUAUAUACGACCCACAGUUACGUCCCAAGGUUGAGUACGAAGCAGCGAUCGAGUUAGGCACACCUGCCAUCUGCGAACGACAUAGGGAGCUGAGCCGCUUUCUUGAUCUUCCGCCCCCUGAAUGUCAAAUUGAUACCAAUCGCCUUAGAGAAACUGAUACUGAGUUGCAAAUCACGGUUAGGCAGAGUCCUUUAUCAGAGGUGAAUUGUGGUGUUUCUGCGUUGGAUCAUUUGCAGACUGUUCCUGUGCCGGAGGAGGACCUACCGGUUGAAUUACCUCUUCUAGAAGCGCCUCUGAAACGCGGUGAUGUUCCUUUAAAGGAGAACAUAGAGUGGCGUUGCACUACGUGCCCAAGUUGUGGAAAUCCAGCUGAACGUGAGGUCGACACACUGGAUACUUUCGUCGAUUCAUCCUGGUACUAUCUUCGCUUCCUCGACCCAGCGAACUCUAGGGAGAUUUGCUCACGCGACAAUGCACACAAGCACAUUCCCGUGGACAUAUACAUUGGUGGUGUUGAACACGCCAUCCGUCACCUCUUCUAUGCGCGAUUUAUUGCUCACUUCUUGCAUCGCGAACUAGGUUUGUUGCCUUGUCGGGAGCCGUUCCGACGUUUUCUCCCCGUUGGUCUAGUGAUGGGGAGGACUUUCAAGAGUUCAACCACGGGACAGUACCUCUCCGUGAAGGAAAUUGAAAGGGACAGCAGUGGCAUUGCUCGCAUGAAGGCAACAGGCGAAGUGGUGGUGGAGUCGUGGGAAAAGAUGAGCAAGUCAAAACUGAAUGGCGUGGAUCCCUCCGAGGUGUUCUCUCGCCACGGUGUGGAGCUUACACGACUGACCAUGCUGGCCAGCACAGGACCGCAUGCAGCCAGACAAUGGAAUGAAGACGAGAUACUUCGAGGAGUGAAAAACUGGCAAUCUCGGAUUUGGAGAUUAAUUGGCCAACUUAUUGAAUUCUCCAAUAAGUCUUCUACCCUCUGGCCCUCUGCCGAUCAAACCGAUUAUCUCGCCACUGAUGGGGACUUCUUGCAGACCUACGCACACAUUAUUGAGCAGGUUCAUCACCACUAUGGCGAAUCGUUUGUUUUGAGUUCCGUCAUUGCGAACCUUCAAAAGCUGACAAAUAUCCUUCUCAAGCACUCACGAGAGGGCGAAAGAUGUAUGUCAAGCCGGACCUACUUGAAAGCGAUGGCAGACCUCAUUGUGAUGCUACACCCCUUGGCACCUCUCUUUUCAUGUGAACUCUGGCGUGGCUUCUCCCUCGCUCUCUGCUCUGCACCACCAGAGGCUCUGAACUACCUUUACGCUGCACCUGAUUGGUGCUAUCACCUCGUAAGUAUCCCUUCUCUGUCGUGGGUUCCCAACCAAGCAUCUUCUUCUUCUGACCUCGGACCACUAAGGUAG